Symbiodinium sp. CCMP2592 is the source of this 1752-nucleotide messenger RNA. NCBI's taxonomy places the organism in Eukaryota, Dinophyceae, Suessiales, Symbiodiniaceae. The record is from the annotation of a GenBank genome assembly.
AUGUCUGCUGAUCUGGUUGACUCUCUGUCCGCAGAGUUCCCGGUGCAUGUGAUGUGCUCCAGCCGUUGGCCCAUCUUCGAGGCCGUGGAGCUGUUCACCAUGAGCCUGGGUGAGAAGGAGCAUGCGCUUGCUGGCCUUCCCGACGAUGCGUGCGAUGGAGUUUCGGGUGGUGUCCUGAAUUGGCGCCAACUUCGCCAGCUGGCCAAUGAGUGGUCUCGCCAAAGGAUGGCCCUUGGUGUCGGUCUCGACGAGGAGAGACGAAGAUCCAUCAUGCGAGCGAUGGUCACUGCCAUGGGGGUCGUGUUGGACAACUGGGACAAAGCCAUGCAGGAGUGCCCAAUUGGAUGCGCUUUCCUCGCUGGGCUGGAGGGCUCCAUCGAGAUCAUCCGCUCUACGAGGGGCUUUGCCAAGUACAGCAACGCGCUUGACAAAGUCAUUCAUGAGGGCCUUCUCUCGGCCGUGUCCUGUGGAUGGCCGCUCGGAUACGUCUUGGCGCAGCUGUCGGACAUGAACAAGGGAAAGAGGUAUGCGGACCGGAAUUACAAGUACAUGCGCAAUUUCGCAGAUCUCGACCUGCACUUGCAGGAGCUCUCGCCACUGGUACGCCCUCCCGACAGCGGCCAAGAUGUAUCGACUUGGCGUCGGCAGGGUGCCAGAAAGGCUGUGGCUCUCGCCAGAUUGCCGUGGACGCAUUUCAGGUUUCUGCUCCAUACAAAGGCCCGGCACAGAAGGCGCAUUCUGCGCGAGGCGCUUCAAGCCAUAGCGCGGUUGACAUCUCGACGUGCGACCAAAUCACGGGCUAUGUCUGGCGGAGUUGCGGUUCGUCGACAUGUAGCCUUGACACUCCUCUACGGGAGCUCGUGGAUCCACCUGCUGGAGCGCACCGUACUUCAUCUUGAACGACUUCAUUUUGCUUGGCCGCUUCUAGUCGUAUCCAUUGGGAAGGAUGCUUUCAAGGCUUGCCGCCGGCUCCAGCAAAAGUCUUCGUCAGUCAGAGUUGGCUGCUGGAGACCCAACACACCCUCUCAGGUGCACAGGUUUACGAUCAUUCACAUUCUUCUCCAUGUUGGUGUGGACGUCUUCUACUUCGACAUGGAUACGUUUUUCCUGAAGAAUCCUUUGCCGACAUUGCUUUCGCAGGCGCGCAAAGGGAAGCACGAAACUAUGUUUUCUGGACACGGCGAUGGAGAUUGUAUCAAUAUCGGUGUGUUUUACAUCAAAGCGACGUUUCGCAUGACCGAGUGGUUCUCUCGGUUUCUGGACUGGUACCAUGAGCAUCAGUACGAAAUUGACCAGCGCGGUCUUGAUGUGAUGCUGGGAUCGCCCUUGCAGACUCCAGAGGGUGAGCUUGGAGUGGCCUUCCCACCGGAGAACCUGCCAAAGGUGCGGGUCGGUGUGAUGGAAGACGAGAACGAGGUCGUCAUCGGCUUCAUUGGUUGGUACGGGCAUGUCUCGCGCAUGCUCGUGUUUCACUGGUGCAAUUCUCCAUUGAAAGACAAGUGGGAGGAGAUAAAUGCUGUCUACGAUGCUGCGGAAGCCAUCGAGGCAUGGAUGCCGCUCUCCCUGGCUAUGUCCGCGGUCUCCACCCGCCACUUCCGAGUGCUGCCGCGGGAGCCGUCGGAGCCGUGGUCAAUAGCUGCAACCGGCAAGUCUCCCCUGGGUGGUCCUGUGUGGCGAGCGAUUGCCACUGCGCGACAGGUGAUCGAGGCAUAUCGGCUGCCGAAGCCUCUUGUUCGACUUCCCUGCAACUGA